UGCGGUUGUUUCCUCCGUGCUCACUUCGGUGAGGGACCGGUGGGAAACGGUCGGGCACCAAUGUAUGCAACACCCGGUGUUUGAGUUGUGGGAUGGAGUUUUCGUUGACAUACGGACAGUAACGCUACGUGGAUUUUGUAUUUCGUGUGUCUUUCUACUAACACGGCGAUAUCUGUCGGGAGAACGCACCCGGGCGACAUGGCAGAUAAUAUUAUCAUCAGGGUACAGUCCCCAGAUGGGAUGAAGAAAAUUCCUUCCACCAAGAGGGAGACCACUGCUGCUUUUUUGAAGAAGGUGGCCAAAGAGUUUGGGUUCAAUUCCAACGGGUUUUCUGUUUACCUGAACCGCAACAAGACCGGAGAGAUCCUUUCCCAGAACAAAACCCUCAGCCUGCUUAAGAUCAAGCAUGGCGACAUGCUCUUUCUGUUCCCUUCAGGAUCCCCCACCUCCUCCGGAGAGGUUAUGGACACGGCCACCCCACACACAUCUUCGUCACUACCAUCCAUCUCAUCAUCAUUUUCAUCGUCCUCCAUGAUCCCUCGGUCCUUCUCAGCACCCCAGGUCCAGGAGGAUGAGAUCGAUCAAUAUCUGGCCAAACAAGACGGCAAGAUAUACAGGAACAGAGAUCCACAGCUAUGUCGCCAUGGUGCCCUUGGCAAAUGUGUGCACUGUGUACCGUUAGAGCCUUUUGACGAAGACUACCUGAAUCACCUCGACCCACCAGUGAAGCACAUGUCAUUCCAUGCAUACCUUCGCAAGCUGACCGGUGGAGCUGAUAAAGGGAAAUUCGCAGCUCUAGAGAACAUCAGCUGUAAGAUCAAGUCGGGCUGUGAGGGCCACCCUCCCUGGCCAGAGGGGAUCUGCACCAAGUGCCAGCCCAGUGCUAUUACACUGAACAGACAGAAAUACAGACACGUGGACAAUAUCAUGUUUGAGAAUCACACCAUUGCUGACCGCUUCCUGGACUUCUGGAGGAAGACGGGCAGUCAGAGGAUGGGAUACCUGUACGGCAGGUACACUGAGCACAAGGACAUCCCUCUGGGCAUCAGAGCUGAGGUGGCUGCCAUCUACGAACCCCCACAGAAUGCCACUCAGAACAGCCUGGAACUGUUGGAGGAUCCCAAAGCUGCAGCUGUGGAUGAAAUUGCUGCCAAACUGGGCCUGUGCAAGGUGGGCUGGAUCUUCACAGACCUGCUCUCUGAGGAUACGAGGAUAGGCACUGUCCGCUACACGAGAAACAAGGACUCACACUACCUGAGCGCAGAGGAGUGCAUCACAGCAGGAUACUUCCAGAAUCAACAUUCAAAUCCCUGCAGACUUUCUCGAGAUGGACAUUUUGGCUCCAAAUUUGUGACUGUGGUGGCAACAGGUGGUCCAGAUAAUCAGGUUCACUUUGAAGGAUACCAAGUGUCCAAUCAGUGCAUGGCCCUGGUGAGAGACGAGUGCCUGUUGCCCUGCAAAGACGCUCCCGAGUUGGGCUACGCUAAGGAGUCCAGCCCUGAGCAGUACGUGCCAGACGUCUUCUACAAGGACAAAGACAAAUUCGGCAAUGAUGUCACGUUUCUUUCCCGGCCUCUUCCUGUGGAAUACCUUAUUAUAGAUAUUACCACCACCUUUCCAAAGGAUCCUCAGUACACCUUCUGCUCCACACAACGCUUUCCCAUUGAGAACCGUGAUAUCCUUGGAGAGACACAAGACUUCCACAGUUUAGCAACAUACCUGUCCCAGUGCACCUCUACUGCAUUCCUGGACAUCGUGUCAGACUUCCAUCUGCUCCUCUUCCUCGUCACCAAUGAAGUCAUGCCUCUGAGAGACAGCAUCGGGCUGCUACUAGAUGCAGUAAAGACUUCUAAUGAGGAUCUGGCACAGACCUGGAAGAAGUCAGAGCAGUGGGCCACCAUCGAGCAGCUGUGCAGUACGGUGGGUGGGCAACCCUCCAGCUCUCUGGGUUAUGGGGCCAUGGGUGGCCCUUCUGUCCCGGCCUCCUCCUCAGCCAUGUGGUCCUGCCUCCACUGCACCUUCAUGAACCAGCCAGGCACAGAGCACUGUGAAAUGUGCAGCCUGCCCCGCAGUUAAAAUCCCCCAGCCUCCACCCCGCUAACACGCCCUGUCCUGAUCUUACACAGCCCCAUGCAGCCCUCCUCUUAACUCGCCAAUGGCAUCACCGCGCCAGGACCAGCUGUGAGAUUUGGAUGCCCGUUUUGUUUCCUUUCGCCUCACUUUGAAGCGUCUGUCCUCCCCAUCUCACAGGCUGCUGUGACGACCAGAGGGAUGCACUUGUUUACAUCGAAUUCAUUGAGUAAAUAAAGUAAAACCAGACUGAUUUUUUUUGUGUCCCUCGUCACAACGGCUCUCAUGAGUGGUGGGGUAGGUUUAAGUAAAGCACCUUUGGCCGAGGCCCUUUUCCCUCUACCCACCGCCGCCCUGAAAUAAUCACCCCUUCGUGGCUCAAGUAAAUCCUGCUGUGACUCAGGACAACAGCAAGGACUUGAGUGUUUGGAUGUUCUCUCACAUCAGUGGCCCUCUAACUCUCACUGCGUCUUCUGGAAAAUCUUGCUGUGUAUAAAUACAUUUGAGGAAUGAAACUGUUAUUUAAUUAAGCGUCUUUUUUGUUUUGUUUUGUUUUUUUGUUUUUUUUUUUUUUAUCUGAUUGUAGCGAUACCUUCAACUUUUGCAUCUUCAGCGUGGACUGCUCAGUCAGGUUUUUAUAGGUCUUUGUCUCUUUGACAAGCCCCUUAAAGUACAAUCAUCGGUCAAAUCCCAGACCUGAAAACGCUAAGAGCUCCGGAGUUCUCCUCUUGAGUAGAUUUUAUUUUCAGUAUUAAAUAACUUUAAAAAUGUUUGUAAGUAAGUCCCGGAUUUGCAAAGGCAGAUGCAAACAGCUACUCACCCGUAACCCACCUCCACUGAUUGCAGACGUAACCCGUGCUCUUGGUGAUGAUUACCGUUUGGACCGAUGUCCCACCAGCUUGAAGUAGUUCCUUAAGAUCCUUCCCCGGUUUGUUGGAACCGUAGCUUUUGGAUUCCGUGGUACGAAUUUGAGCAGGUUCAAUAUGUAGCUUAUUUUAUCAGCUGUAUGUUCUGUUCCUGAUAAAAUGCCCAAGGACACCAUCCAUCGUCGUCGUCGUCGUCGUCGUCACGAUUACUGACUCGCACUGUAUUAGACGUGAGGUGCUUCUAGAAACAACUGGUGCUCGCCACGUUCCUCUCCGUCGCUCCCUUCCUGUGGUACUCCUUGUUUUGUUUUCUUGCUGGCACUGAUCCAAAGGAGUCAGACCAUGACCAGUGUUCCUCUGCUGAUGGGCCCCUGUGGGUUUUUCCAUCACUCAGUCUUCAAAGACUUUGCCGCUCAGAGUGCAAGAGGUCGCAGGUCAACGCGGGGAGAGAAAGACGCCUAACACAUCGUUUGCCUCAUCUGAUGUCUGUGCUGUACAUCUGCAGACAGGAUGAUGAUGGUGGGCAUUUAAAAAGGCCUUGAAAAAAGCAUCCUUUUGUGUUUGGUUCUGCCGAUAAAUAUUCUCUGUACUUUCAAGCAAAAACCCCGAGCUUCAUCCAGCAGCAGAUGAGGCAUGGAUGAUGUUCAGCAUGCAAGUUCAGAUGGAUGUUUUCUCCACUUUGCAGAGCUACAGAUGUCAGUGGUAUAGAAGAGGCUGAGCCUGAAAAAUAUAUGAAAAGCACUUAACUCUCCUUGAUAGCACUAAAAAGCCGUAAACAGUUCGUUCACCCAAAUUACACCAAAAAAUGCACCGUUUCCCACCUAUCUCUAGCUGUGGAAUUUCUGCUUCCAAACUCAUACAAUGGAGGUGAAUGGAAUUUCAUUUGUGACGCUCGCAACAUUUAAAAAAUUCACUUUAGCGUAGUUUUCAUAUGCAGAAAGUUGCGUCGAUAAGUCGACACGAGGAGGGAGAAAUAUCAGGGAAAGAAACUUCUCAAAACCUGGACUAAUAAAACCAAGACCAUCUACAUGGAUGGAUACCUCUAAUGUAAGAAGGAAUUUUUUUUUUUUUUUUUUUUUAAUUUUGGUGAACUAACCCUAGACACCUUUUUACAGUCAGUAGUGGGCAUAUUAGGAUCGUUGAUUAAAACUGUUUCUUACCACUUUUUAGUUUCUUCUGGAUUUCUUUUUCCGAGACUAAUAUUGGGACCAAAACUUCAACGAGAUCAUUUAAGUCAUGAAAGUUCAGUUCUGGUUGCACAUCAUUAAUGUCUGGCGACAAACUCUUUCUUUUGUUUCCGCUCCACGCUGACGAUGUUAACAUUUCUAACGUUUCAGAGCACAUGGAUAUUGUCCAUACUCAGCUGAGCAGGGACCUUUUCAAGCUAAUGUGGUGACAGGAUUAAGGAUUUUGGUACGUUCACCUGUGGUCCAGAUGUAAAAGCUUAGCAGCAUCUCAAAGACCAUCUGAAAAGCCGACGUAGUUCUAAGGUGCAUUUGAGGUAUGUGACCAAAAUUACUUUGCAUGACUUGAAUGCCUUUACAGUUUUUCUAGUGCUCAUACAAAACGAGAUAUACUAUAAAUACAACAGAUUUUUAAAAAUUCUUUACUACAAAAGCUGAUGACAGUGAUUCUAAAACAAAAAGCAAACAAACUGCACAUUUCCCAUAGUUGCAUCAUUUGAACACUCGUGACUGCACUAGAAUCUCUUUUAAUCCGCAUCCUCGAUAUGUUUGCUGCUGACUGUUGACGACUGAGGCAGACUGACAGCUUUCUCUAAACUUCUGUCACUACUUUCAAGUUAAGUUUGGGGUGUUUUGUUUUUGUUUGUUUUUUUUUCCUCAUAACUUUGUGCACUGUUACAUGAAAUGGUUUCGUGGGCUCUUUUUGCAAAAAGGAUGAUCUAAAUGGGAAGAAAACUGAUCGACUCACUCAAUGCUGUCGACUUAAACGGGGGUUGCUGACGGGCAAACGGGCCUCUUGGGUUAAGAGGGCGAGUUGUGGGCUGCAGAUUUAGCUAUUUAUGAGAUGAGUGCUUCUUUGUAAGAGCUUGACAGUAAUUCCAUUGAUGAAGUGAGAAUAUAUUUUUAGUUGUAGAUUCAUUUAAAGAUGUUUGGAGAAAAAAAAAGUUGUUUUUUGGUUUGUUUUUGUUUUUUUUGUUUUUUUUUUUGCCCAA
This is a messenger RNA of Xiphias gladius (swordfish), 5112 nucleotides long. RefSeq names its product NPL4 homolog, ubiquitin recognition factor (gene nploc4). The transcript has 17 exons. Gene Ontology annotation, molecular function: ubiquitin binding; ubiquitin protein ligase binding. The coding region runs from base 199 to 2076 and encodes 625 amino acids. Gene Ontology annotation, cellular component: nucleus. Lineage: Eukaryota; Metazoa; Chordata; Actinopteri; Istiophoriformes; Xiphiidae. The record is from RefSeq and is a predicted model, not a curated record. Gene Ontology annotation, biological process: ubiquitin-dependent protein catabolic process.